ACCGGCGCGGAUUUGGGGCGCGCGUGGGGGUCGGGAUGGCCGCGGCGCGUCAUCUUCUCGCCGCGGUGGUGCUCUGGGCCGCGUUCUCCUCUGCCGCGUGUUUCACCGACCCCUCCGAUGCGAUCGGGAUGUGGGAAUUAUAUCGCACACUGGAAUCGCCAUGGCAGCUUUCUGGGUGGACAUUCAUGGGCGGUGACCCCUGUGGCGGAGACGGAGAAUUUGGGUCGUGGCGGGGGGUCUUUUGCAAGGACUCAUGUGUCGUGGCUAUAAACAUUAGUGGCCUUGGGGUCGGAGGGUGGCUUGGCCCAGAACUGCUCAAACUCCACUCUUUGAAAGAGCUUGAUGUGAGCUUCAACAACAUCGCUGGUGAAAUCCCGCCCACUUUGCCCCCAAAUGUGGAAUACUUAAAUUUGGCAGCCAACAAGUUUGAGGGAACUGUACCACCAUCAUUGCCAUAUUUGCACUCCCUUAAAUAUAUGAAUCUCAGCUAUAAUAAUCUCUCUGGAAUAAUUGGUGAUGUAUUCGUUAACAUGAAAAGCUUAGUAACAAUGGACUUAUCAUCCAACUCGUUCGGCGGUGACUUACCAAGAUCAUUUAGUUCGUUGAACAACCUUCACUAUCUUUAUUUACAGCAUAACGACUUCACGGGAUCUGUGAUUUUGUUAGCAGACCUUCCACUGGUAGCACUCAACAUUGAGAAUAAUCACUUCAGUGGUUAUGUGCCUGGAACUUUUGAAUUCAUUCCUGAGCUGAGGAUUGACGGAAACCAUUUUCAACCAGGUUUCAAACGAUCACCGUCCUCAUUUACUAGGACAACACAUUCACCUCCAUCCCCGCAUCAGCCUCGACCUCCAUCUACACCUCCACCUCCACCUCCACCUCCAUCUCCACCUUCACCAGCAGUCAAGCAGAAUUUAAAGCACAGAGCAAAACCUCCACAGCCUUCUGUUGGCUACACUUCUCUGCACAGUUCUAGCCACCAUACGAAGUCACACUCUCGAGUGACAGCAGCUGCAAUAGCUACCAUCACUUGUACAAUAUUUAUACUCUUCAUUGUUGGGUUGAUUCUGAAAAGCUGGAAAGGUUGUACAUGUGACCCGAAGAGCACUGCUGACAAUACCAAGUCUUUACCAGCCAAUUUGGAAGGAGUCCCUAAAACAAAUGAGGUCCUGUACUCUUGGAGUUCUCUUAUGAUGGGUCGUGAUACUUCCUCUAGUAAUAAUAAUAGCAUUAACCCUGGAAGAGUUUCCAAAAGGAAAAGUCUGGCCAAGACAUCCAAAACCCUUGUACCUGCAAAGCAAUUUCUGGCAGUCGACAUUUUGGUGGCUACCAGGAACUUCAAUGAAGAAUGUCUUAUCGGUGAAGGUAUUACUGGCCGAGUUUACAGAGGUGAUUUUCCUGAUGGUCAGCUCCUGGCUAUAAAGAAGAUCAACAUGAUAGAUUUGUCAUUAUCAGAACAAGAUGAGCUCAUGGACAUUCUAUGGAAUAUGUCCAGAUUAAAGCACCCCAAUAUAUCUUCGCUCGUGGGAUAUUGUGUGGAGUUUGGACAUUGUGCUCUUCUAUAUGAGUAUGCAGAAAAUGGCUCCCUUGAUGAUCUUCUGUUUUCAUCAGCCACAAGAUCGAGGGCUUUGUCAUGGAAAGCUCGGAUGAAGAUUGCUCUUGGAGUUGCCUAUGCUUUGGAAUACUUGCAUUUUAUGUGCUCUCCUCCAGUUACCCAUGGAAAUAUUAAAGCUACAAAUAUUUUGCUUGAUGCUCAGCUCAUGCCCUACCUAAGUCACUGUGGGUUAGGAAAGUUCAGCCAUUUUGUCAGCGCCACAAGAAUGGAUUCAGAAGCUCUCAGUGGUGCUAAAGGCUAUGCUGCCCCUGAGGCUAAUGGUUCAGGAACAGAAAUCAUAAAAGCUGAUAUUUACAGUUUUGGUGUGAUAUUGCUUGUGCUUUUGACUGGACAAAAAGCUUUUGACAGUUCAAGAAGGCAGAAUGAGCAGUUUCUAGUUGAUUGGGCCUCUCCUCAUCUCCAUAACCUUGAUUCUCUGGAGGGAAUAACUGAUCCAAGAAUAUGUGGCCACAUGCCACCUAUAGCUAUUUCUGCAUUAGGCAACAUCAUCUUGCUUUGCAUCAAGGAAUCACCAGAUUUACGCCCACCAAUUAGAGUUAUAACAGACAAAUUAGUAAAGCUUGUCCAGUCAACAGGCCUUCAAAAGACCAAUGCAGCACAUCAAUUGGAGGCUGAUGCUCAGGACCCCUCUUUUAUAACAACCCGGCCAUAUUUUGAGCCAUCGUCCACUGUCAGUCAGGCUGCAACUGAGAGCUUCAUCGCCCGCUGACGAAGAUCUGCUCUUCUCCUCGAAUGGCACAUAUCAUGCUACUUUGUGUUCUCAACGUAACUUGGAGUAUCUGAAGCGUUGCGGCUCUUCUCAAAUUUUCCGCAAUUCCAAUUGGUGACACCCAAAGCUGCUGAGUUGAGACGCACUGACCACAGAAGACAACCCUGCGGUGCUUGACCAUGUGGAGUAAGUAACCAAAAUAAACUCGCUCUCUUGCUCACUCUGGUAGAAAGUUGGUGCAAGCAUGGCUAGUAGUAUCUUGUGUGCUGUUAGAAAGUUGGUGCAAGCAUGUGAUGUUGCUUGGAGCGCCCUUUUUGUAAGUAUACUGAUUCCAACUGGCGGAUCCACGUAUGCCCAUUCCCCACUUCUGUAGUCCUGUCUAUAUGCUCUUUUUCCUGUCUUGAAAUUGUGUGGACAAGCUGCCCGUUAGCCAAUUGGCACUGCCUCCCAACACAGCACUGCUCUGGCCUGGUCCUGACCUUACAAUGCUGCUCGGUUCACAUGUCUUGUGAUUUUUUUAGAUGAAUAUAUGCUCCAAGUGAUACGAUAUGAUAUUGUCUGUACAUAAAUACACGACGAUGCCCACUCUUUCUUAAGUGAGCAGUAAUGUUACAGCCGAUAAAACUAACCAUCUAGUCUUUUGUUCUUCGCAACCAAUUCCAUUAGCUGACAGUUCAAAUAACCUUAAUUACGUAUUAAUUCAUGGCAUUCUAGUAGCGGAAACACACUAGUAGUAGAUACCCUCACCCGGCCUGUGUCACGUCGGGAGCAAUAUGGGUGCGUACAUUGUGUACAUCUUAUUCCCAAUCCUACACACAGAAAUACAAUCCUAUCCCUUAAUCCUGGAGCCGAGAUCAGAUGGAGAUGCUGUUAGGUAUGCCCCUCCCAGUGACCCCUGGCUCUGAGAAUGGUUUGAGCAGCUCGUAUGGCACGAUGCCAGCGCCGCACCUGUUCUUGUUCUCUGGGUUGUUGUUGCGCUCGUCGAUGGCACCCUCCACCUCCUUGAGCCUGCCGCUGAACUUCUCGAAUGCCGCCUUCACAAUGGGCUCGGCCAACCACGCUGGCUCGGCGUACUCUCCCAUGUACUCCUCAUCAGGCGAGUGUGAGGAGAGAAUGUCCAGAGUUGCCAUCACCUUGAUGGCCUGCAUUUGUGAGGGGAGGCUUUGCAGCAGAACCUCCUCCGGCCUGGCCAUGAAUUUCUUCAUCUCGUCGUCCUGGUUCUCCUCCACCGGGAUGUUCUUCCGCACCACAGUAGGGCGGUUGGGGAAGUAUCCGCCGAAAUGGUACUGCCCAAAGUUGACGGCGGCAUGGUGGCCAGACGUGACCCACAUGAUGGUGCUCAGAAUCUGGGUGAGGUUGUCCUUCGAGUCGCACACCGGCCACCACGGCUCAUCCUUCUUGUCCGCGUGCCCCUUGGUGCGCACCUCCUCCCACCAAGCCUGAAGCUCCUGGUCGCCGGUGACAUCCUCAUCAGACUUGUAGUAGAAAGUUAUGUAGUCGGAUGCCCACUGCUUGAUACAG
Lolium rigidum is the source of this 3845-nucleotide messenger RNA. RefSeq names its product protein STRUBBELIG-RECEPTOR FAMILY 8-like. NCBI's taxonomy places the organism in Eukaryota, Viridiplantae, Streptophyta, Magnoliopsida, Poales, Poaceae. The transcript has 17 exons. Gene Ontology annotation, biological process: protein phosphorylation. The coding region runs from base 36 to 2324 and encodes 762 amino acids. Gene Ontology annotation, molecular function: ATP binding; protein binding; protein kinase activity. The record is from RefSeq and is a predicted model, not a curated record.